GUGACGUCACCCCGCUGCGCUAUGAGGCAUGCUUACGUCACGCAAAUCCCCUCGGAGACCCGGAAGCGGCGGGCGCAUGGGCAGCAGAGGCCAUGAGCCGCAGGAGGGGCGGAGCCUGCGGGUGCUAUGUCCAACGAGAACUCAGCGUGGUGUGAUGUUGCAAAUGAAUCUGAUUUUUAUUCUUGUUCCUGGGAAGCAAGCUUUUCACACAGCCAUUGUAGCUGCAAAGAUUUAACUGGCUCUGACAGUGAAAGUGAUCUUCAUCUUUACACUGAUACAAAGGAUCAGUACCAUUCACUGGGAGAAGAGAGGGAAAGAAGCAAAACAACCAAUGACUUGACAGAAGGUCUUCUGGUCUCAGGAAACAAUCAAACCAACAGAAAAAAUAACGGCAGAGACUAUCUUUUACUACAAGGAAAAAAAUCACAACAUUCUAGGAGUAGCCAAAAAGAAAAGGCACCAAAAUCCAUACCACCUUCUACAUUUAACAGAAGUCAAACAAUUGAUCACCCAUCUGCAAGUUGUUCAGCGCGAGUGCUUCAAUCAAGGUCUGCCUUAUCAUCUCGAAAGGAUUUAUUUUCCAAAAGUGAACCCCCCCAGCUCUUCAGUACUGAGCAACCAAUACAGGAGCCAGCUGUUUUCACAAUUAAGAAAGCCUACAUAGUUAAUAAGCUACAUCAAAAGCACCCGUCAGCUGAUUCUCCUCCAAUCUCAAAGUGCAAUAAAGCUGUGCAGGCUUCUUUUGCUUGUAGAGGGGAAGACCCUGGUGAAUGUAUUGUUUGUGAAUGUUCAAAACGAUCACUGUUAAAGGAACAGAGAAACAGAAAACUGGACAAGAAGAAAGUUGCUGUGUUUCAUAACACUGAAAGUAUUGCCAAUCAAGAUUUAUCUUCUGGUGAACUGGUGAAUGGACAUUUACAUUGUCCUUUGGAAGCAGUGACUGAUAUACCUGUCAAACCACAGACCUCCAAGCAUUGGUGUUUGCCCAUUAGUUCAUCAACUCUUGUUAUAUCUCUAGCAUUGGAAGCAGCUUACUCAGUUCCAACUGUUUCAUUAGCAGGAGCCGAAACAAAAUAUAGUAGUUCUUCAAAGGUUAGGAAAGUUAGAGGCGAUGCAAGUAAACCUGUCUUAGCUUUCAAACUUAGAGAACCUGAGCUUAACCAAUAUUUUAAUAAGUUGCGUAUUUCUAUAGUUCCAAAUCCUGCGCACUUAGAUACUGACACUCGAAAGCAAGCUAUUCCGUUUACUGGGCAGGUAGGACUCCAACAAGUCUCAGAUCCUGAAGCCAAUCAGCCUCUGGAAACACAGACUGAUUCUUCUGAUUCUGACAUUCCUGGAGCUCAGAUAGAACAAACAUCUUCUAUAUUUAACCCCCCCUCUGCCAAGCAGUUCUUUGUGUCCUCUGAAGAUACACAGGAUACAGUUUGGCCUUCUACCUCUUACAGGGUUCAAAAAUUUCCCUACAGAAAAGGGAUAUCCAUUAAAGAACCCGUUGAAGAGCAGAAACAUCAAUUAAAAGUCUGCAGAUCCAUAAGACAUCCUAUUGUGUCUACCAAACCCAAAGAAGCUCAAAGAGAUCUAAGAUUUAUAAACAAACCCUACAUCUCUUCCAACCUUGACAACACAAAGACUUUGGAUAUUGAGCCUUUUAAGCAAAAAUCUGGUCACUACAAAACUGUGAAAGAAACAGAAACAAGUAAAUUGAAUAGCGUGCCUUUUUCAGAAGCUCUUAAGUGUCACUGCGGUCCUCUGUCUAACUUGAGUGUCAACCUACAUCCAAAGCGGAGAUAUUCUGGCACUGAGAAAUCCCUAAGCAUUAACAGAAAACCAUCCAAAAAAGGUGGGGUAACACGUAGACUUUCUGCACAGUCUCUGCUAAGUGAUAGAGACAGUACUGAGGAGACCCAGUACAUCUCUCCUGCCAAAAGAAAAAAGGAUUUGAAGAUGCAGAGCAUUCUGAACUUUUGUUUUGGGUGGCCAGGGGCACAAAAGAGGUCACCAUGUAAAGGGGAGAUCUUGUCCACUGCAGAUGAUCCAGAAACAAAAGAGGAAGGUCUUUUGAGCCCACCUUUACCAGCUGAGAGGAGAAGUCUGACUGCCCCAUUUCUCCAAGAUGAAAGAGAGAGUCAGAGUCUCGCAGAUGGGACAUUUCAUCCUGAAGACAAUUUGAACACCUUGGAUUCUCCUUAUACUGGGAAUAUCAGUAAUUUAGUACAGCCACCAGAGCAGAGGAGUAUGUUUCAGGUCAAUAAUAAUAUACCAUUGGAGAAAUUGGACUCUGAGUCUGCCCCAGUUCCUUCUGGAGACUCCAUUCUGAAGAAGCUCAUGUUUUGCAGAUGUGGACAGAUGCCACAACAUGGACUCUUCCCUACUGGAGAUAUUUUCCAGUCAGUUACUAAGGAAAGCAUAAGCAGCUCUGCUAUUGGUAUGGGACCCUGCAAACUGGAGCCAGCAAGGGAGUACUGCCAUAGAGAAAUACCAGAUAACAUGAAUGAAACAUACUGGUACAGUAACCAAUCUGUAUUUCCAACUCAUUCAUCUUUGGAAAACAUACGCAAGCAAGAAGCCACAAGAGGGCAGUUCACUAACACACAGUCUUACUUUGAGAACAGUGUUCCAGCAAAGACGGUGACAAAUGAACUCCUAAAAGAAGGGAAGCGAAUGGAAAUGGGUGAAAGCGGGAAUAUCAGAAGCGAUAUGGAAGCUGCCGCCAUGCAGCAAAUUUGUGCACAUGGCAUCUAUGCUGCAACACCUUCUGAGGAUGGUGGGAGAGAGAAAACACUACCGGAGUAUUCCAUAUAUCACCCCAACUAUUGCCCAUCCUGCCAGCCUGCUGCUACCCAAAAACUUGGCAGAUCAAGUGACUAUUAUAACUGCUUCAAGUCAAAGCAGAAAGAACCCGAGAGUUACUUGAGCAUACAGAGAGGGUUUACAGUUGAUCCUUGCCUGGGGAAUAGGAGCCAAUGCAAAUGUUCUCAAGAAAUCCCUCUUCCCUACAUGGAACAAAGUAUCAUGUAUGAGGAAAAUAGAGCUACACUUCCAAAGAGAAAUGACCCAGACCUAAUUCAGGAUUUUUUUCAAAACCAUUGUGGCUGGAAAAGACCAGAGGAACGAGCAGGCUGCCUGGGAAGGCAAAGCUCAGUGUGGCCUGCCGGUGGGAGGGGCGCUGAGUGAAAACAAGAAGCAAGAGCUCAAAAUGGCGGAAGUGAUCAUUUAUGCCUAAGAACCUGGGCCUGUUAAAUAGAGACUCUCCAAUAAAGUGCACAGCAAAGCUGAUUAUUCUGAGGUGAGGCAGCGAAGUGUGAUGGACCGAACAUGAGAGGAUGAAGCCCAUCGAUACUGAUACAUGAAAAACAACGGUUCCCAGCCUCCAAAUCAGAUGUGCAUUAUUAACCUAUGUAAAAUCCUAUCCCACUA
Mauremys reevesii (Reeves's turtle) is the source of this 3417-nucleotide messenger RNA. RefSeq lists its product as uncharacterized. The record is from RefSeq and is a predicted model, not a curated record. The transcript is spliced from 4 exons. Lineage: Eukaryota; Metazoa; Chordata; Testudines; Geoemydidae. The coding region runs from base 127 to 3174 and encodes 1015 amino acids.